AUGCUACGGCUGCUCAUGUCCAGUUGUGCCCGGGGCCUGGGAUCCCGAGUGGCCACGUGGCAUCCCUCUGUGGGGCUCCUCUGUCCUGGGCAACCCAGGAUUCUCCAGGUUUCAGAUGCCGCAGGUGCCCGGCGUCACCAGUCCUCCAGCUCUGAGUCACUGGUACAGCUGGUGGGCAUCUGCUCUAUGAUGCACCUGCGCUUGCAGUCCUCCCCAGAAGGGCUGGACGCUGCCUUCAUCGGUGUGCCUCUGGACACUGGGACCUCCAACCGGCCUGGGGCAAGAUUUGGACCCCAUCGCAUCCGGGAGGAAUCGGGGAUGCUGGGGGCUGUCAAUCCCAGCACGGGAGCCCUCCCCUUCCAGUCCCUCAAGGUUGCAGAUCUAGGCAAUGUGAAUGUCAAUCUUUACAACCUCCAGGACAGCUGCCGGCUAAUUCGAGAGGUCUAUCAGAACGUCUUGGAAGCCGGCUGCAUUCCUCUGACCUUGGGCGGAGACCACACAAUCACAUAUCCCAUACUGCAAGCCGUGGCAAAAAAGCAUGGCCCUGUGGGUCUAGUGCACGUGGGUGCCCACACCAACACAGCCGACAAAACGCUAGGGGAGAAGGUCUAUCAUCGGACAGCUUUCCGCCGAAGCGUGGAUGACGGACUGCUGGACUGUAAGCGGGUGGUGCAGAUCGGCAUCCGGGGCUCUUCCGUGACUUUGGAUCCCUACAGAUACAGUCGGAGCCAGGGCUUCCGUGUGGUCCUGGCUGAAGACUGCUGGAUGAAGUCAUUGGUUCCCCUGAUGGCAGAGAUCAGGCAACAGAUGGAGGGCAAGCCUCUUUACAUCAGCUUUGGCAUAGAUGCCUUGGAUCCUGCCUAUGCCCCGGGAACAGGGGCACCGGAAGUUGCUGGGCUUACCCCUAGUCAGGCCCUGGAGAUCAUCCGCGGCUGCCAAGGCCUGAAUGUGGUGGGCUGCGAUCUUGUGGAGGUAUCCCCACCGUACGAUCUCUCAGGCAACACGGCCCUCCUAGCAGCUAACCUGAUGUUUGAGAUGCUGUGUGCUCUCCCCAAAGUGACAACUGUCUGAGUCUGUGUUCUUCAAGACAAAACAGGCUGUCAUGACAAAGCCUUACGGACAUUUCAGCAAGCAGAGCAAGAACUAAGAAAAGCUGUCUGUGAAGAGUCACCACUGGCUGCAAAAAGGACGAUUCAGAGCACUAACCCAAACAGCUCAUGUUUCUCUCCCUUUUAA
This is a messenger RNA of Phodopus roborovskii (desert hamster), 1236 nucleotides long. It is a transcript of the gene Agmat, whose product is annotated as agmatinase. Lineage: Eukaryota; Metazoa; Chordata; Mammalia; Rodentia; Cricetidae. The record is from RefSeq and is a predicted model, not a curated record. Gene Ontology annotation, molecular function: metal ion binding; agmatinase activity. The transcript is spliced from 7 exons. The coding region runs from base 1 to 1071 and encodes 356 amino acids.